Messenger RNA from Aspergillus neoniger CBS 115656, 3082 nucleotides. RefSeq lists its product as uncharacterized. NCBI's taxonomy places the organism in Eukaryota, Fungi, Ascomycota, Eurotiomycetes, Eurotiales, Aspergillaceae. Gene Ontology annotation, molecular function: protein binding. The transcript is spliced from 2 exons. The record is from RefSeq and is a predicted model, not a curated record. Gene Ontology annotation, cellular component: NuA4 histone acetyltransferase complex. Bases 302 to 3013 code for a protein of 903 amino acids.
AUCCUUUUUGACCUUCCCUCCGAUUUUUCCCUUGCGGUCGCCCUUCAUUUUUCUGCGCGGAUGGUCUGAACCGCCACCCCGACCUUCGCUCACGUUCGCGUCUUGUCGGCCUGGAAUCUCAGGUAUCCGUCUCUCAUCCUGCUUCGGUGCUACCCACGACUCUAUCCAGUAGUACGACGAGGGACUUUGUCGCCUUUCGGACUGAGCUCGUCGGGCCGACAAUCCUGCGAUUACUCCUAUCACCGUGGCCCCAAUCCCUAAAUACUUCCCCCCCAGUGGCCGAUUCGACGGGCAAUGGGGGAUGCCUCCUCUAUCGGUCUACACGCCUUUUGAAUCCCUCCUCUUCUUCCAGUCUCUCGCCGGCCUAGAAUCCCCUCCCGCAAACUUCGUCUCCAUCUCCGAUGUGCUCCGCAACAACCCCUUCGUUCGAGAGAAUGCCGCCUACGAUGCGGCAAGGCUCAGCCCCGAAGCCUUGGAGGAUCUCUAUGCGACACUGAUGCGAGAUGGCUGGGAUUCAGCAAACGCGGGACCCAACGGUCAUCAUGCUGAGAGCCCGGCCCCCAAUAACCCCAAGAAGCGCAAGAUAUCCAGCCCUCGAGCGGAGGGACUGGCGGACAAAGGUUACAACCACGCCAGCAAAGUGCCCAGGCUAGUGUCGCACCUAUAUGCCAGAUACAAGGAGCUGGUAACGCGGGAGAUUCAGAAUGAAGAGCAGAGGUAUAGGGAUAUUAGGAAAGAGAUCGAUCAGCUACAGGAGGAGGACCGGGAUGCGCUCUCGGAGACCUCCGCAAGACCUCCGCCAGCGCAACCGAUUGCGCCAGCGAAGCAGGAGCCCGCGCCAGAACCGAUGGAUGUGGAUGUGAAGCCUCCACUGGAACCGCAGCGGAAGGAGCUGGAUUCAAGCAAGCAGCCCGUGCAACCUGUCGCGCGCCCACCGCAGGAACCCCAGCCUCUGGCCGCGCCGUCGGUACAGCCCGUCGAACUGCCACCGACAAACAAGGCAAAGCUCCAGCAACAGCCUCAGCCUCAGCCACUGCCGCAACAACAACCUCAACAGCCAUUACAACCGGCACCUCGUCCUCAGCCCAACCCUCAGGUAGCGACAGGUCGGCCGCCUCAGCAGCCACCAGCCCCGAAUGGAAAGGCGUUCCCGACACCAUCACAACCAGCUAUUGUGCCCAAGAAUGCCCCUGUAAACCACGCACCAGCGGCCGCGCCACCGGCUCCGUCGCCAAGACCGCCCAAUGCCUCAGUUCCCAGCCCGGGUGUCGCACGCCCUCCCGCUGUUACACCUUCGCAAGCUCCACAGAAAGCAAGUGUGCCAGUCCCUUCCACCCCGCAACAGCCAGUUCUGGCCAGCAAGCCCUCUGCCAAGGAAGGACAGUCUGUUCCAGCUGCUAGCCCGGCGCCUCAGCGACCUCCGCCCCAGGCUAGUUUCCAGCAGUGGUCUCUAAACAAACCUCCACAAACGCCACAACCUCCCCCAGCAUUCGCAAAGCCGAAACCAGAGCCGACGAACGCCGCUGUUUCUGGGCGACCGGUUCAGUCUCCCUUCCCUCCACCCACCCCAACCUUCGAAAACAAGAAGGGACCGCAAGGACCACGCCCAACACCUGCUCCGUCAACUCCAGGACCUGUGCCUGCGGCCGCCCACACACCUGCCCAGAACAUUCCACCACCCGCGUUCCAGACCCCGGUUGGACCUGCGCAGGGUUCCAUCCUUUCGCGGCCACCGAGCACGCGGCCUCUCCGGCCUUCGAUUGACACGGGCGUUCUUACACCUGGCUCUCUCACACCAUGGAAGCGGACUCCACGGCUGAGCAUCCCCCACUCUCCUCGUUCGCCCGAACGGCCACGGCCUGAGGAGAUCAGUCCUAUCAGUGAGAAAGCGCCGUCUUUGCCGGGUUCUCGUGAGCCGACACCAGAGGAGCCUGAGCCCCGCCGUCGAAAGCGGAGGACCGAGACGAAAAGCAAUGGAACUGGCGCUGAUCAGACACUGUCGAUUGAUGCAGAGAGCAAGGGAGGGACUAAACGGAAGAGUGAGAGGGGAACGCUGUCUAGCGGUAAAGACCGUGACAGAAGCACAGCGUCGUCCCGAAGCCGAGGAAGGUCUGUGUUGUCGCGGGACGAAGAGUCCACAGCGGAUACGGGGACUGGCUCCCAGGCGAAAAUCAAGCAUGAAGUACCCAGUACUCCAGCUGGUAUCUCAGAAAUGGCAGAGCCCGAACGUCUUUCGGUCAGUCGGCCGAGCAGGGGGCGGCCGAAGCGCAAGCGUGCUCCGAGUGAGAGCCUAGAGGCCGAACCUACUCAGUCGGAGCUAAGCCAGCUCACUCGCGUUGAUCCUAAUCAGUCGACGUCGUAUGUAGUCUGCGCGCGCAACUUCCCCCGGACCGGAGCUCCCAUCAUGAGUGAGCUUAGCAUGCACAAGGUUGCAGGCACCUUUUCAAAGCCGCUGACAGAACGUGACGCACCGGGAUACCGCGAUCUUAUCUACCGGCCGCAAGAUAUCAAGACCAUCAAGUCGCUGAUUCACCAGGGUAGCAGGGCGCUGGCGGCAGCUACAGAGGCCGCGAGCACACCGGCAGGCGACGGGGAAUCACCGGCGCCGGGUACAGGGACUCCUUCGAAGAAUGCAGUCCUUAUGUUGCAAAAGACAGAGGACAUUAUUCCCCCGAAGGGUAUUGUGAAUUCGGCGCAGCUGGAGAAGGAGUUGAUCCGUAUGUUCGCCAACGCCGUGAUGUUUAACCCUAUCCCUCAACGUGGCUUUGGGCCUGCCUUCCCUAUGAUCAGCGAUAGCGGGUCAAGAGAGAGCACGCAGGUUCCCGAACAAGAGGAGGGCGGUAUCAUCAAGGACACGCUGGAAAUGUUCGAAGAUGUCGAGCAAGCCGUUACGCGAUGGCGCGCGGCGGAGCGGACGGCGGACGAGUUCGCCAGCAAGAGCAUCCUCUCGCUGCGGCGAGGAAGUGCCAGUGACCUCAACACGGAUAGUGCGGAUGAGGUCAAAGGAUCAUGAACGAUGUAUGCCGCACUGUAGCGUACUUGAUUGAUGUAUUAUUAUUAUUAUUAUUACCCACAUGUUCGG